AUGGGUUACAUCUUAGACGACUGCCCAACGGUGCAUGCGUGCUUUUGCUCAGUCCCACUACGGAUAGGCGCUGCUUUAGUUGGACUGAUAGGCUUGCUGGGUUCCGCAGCAGUGCUGCUCGGGUUUACUGUUGCAGGUGAAGACUUCGCAAAAGAGAUCGGCCUGCCUGGCUGUCUGGUUAUCCCGCUGCGUUAUUUGUGCGGGAUUUCUGGUGUUUUGCUGACGGCAGCGCAUAUACUGUUGAUAUGUGGCUCCUUACACGAAAGUGAUGCGCUCUGCGAGGUCUACAUUUGGGUGAUGGUACUUUUCUGGACAGCGAUCGCCGUGUUGGCUGCUGUGAUUUCUGCUUUCGCAGCCCUCGAGGGGGACGUGGCAUUGGCAUGUAUAGUGCCUGCUGUUACCAUGCUGGUGAUACUCGUGUCCUUUUACUUCACUGUGAUAGUGGCGAACUUUAGAAUGACUUUACCCUAA
Messenger RNA from Leptosia nina, 471 nucleotides. Lineage: Eukaryota; Metazoa; Arthropoda; Insecta; Lepidoptera; Pieridae. The record is from the annotation of a GenBank genome assembly.